AUGUUCGCCAAAGCCGCCAAUUCGACCCCAGCCGUCCCUUCACGAAAUGCCCUCCGCGUCCUCCGCCAGUUAGCCUUUGCUGGCUCUGUGGGGACAUUCUGUACCGUUGCCGCCAUAACCUACGAUGUCCACCGCCGGAUUCGCGUGGCCGAGCAGAUCAUUGAGAACAAACGUAUGAUCCGGACGUCGGCACCGAAUUACGAUGCCACGUCUUCGGCCAAGCGUCUUGCUCUCAUGAUGGAUGCGGCAGAAUCUGGUGAGUUUAUGGGCCUGGAUUCGCUGAAGCACAGGUCGAACCAAAGCGAGGGGCCAACGCUUGAUGUUGAUAGGAGCGCCCUUGCACAAGAUAUGGGUCUACCUCCCCCAACACAUCGACCGACUCACACUCUCCGACCAACACUGGCCGUCCGUCCUACUUCACUUCCUGCCCUGGCAGCACAAUACCAAGACCCAGCAACAAGUCACGAGAAUCAAAUUGCUGUGGCCAGGGAGCUUCAAGCAGAUGAGGCUCGGCGCGCAGAGGGGUUGCCUACAUUCGAGGAAGUAGUACGCACCAUGUUAGUGGAACGACGGGCGGUGGAAGCUGCCAAUCUGUUUCUGACCUUCAAUCGUGUAAAUGGAGACAAUGUGAUAUCAUGGGGCAGGCGAGCUCUUGGUGUUGCAGUCUACACAGCGAACUGUCUGCAAGGCAACGUUUUUAUCGCCCGGUCUAUGUUUGUCCGACUUGAAAAGGUGUCAGUCGUGGAUACAAAUCUGUGGACUACCAUGAUACACAUGCUUGCUAAGGAAGGACAUGUUGAAUCUGCGGCCACGGUCUUUGACAGAUACCGAAACAAGUUUGACGUACCGCCUUACUUGCUGGAAAUCACAAUCCGAUGUCUUAUUGAAUCAAAUCGGUUGAGUGCUGCUAGGUGGCUCUUCUAUCAAAAUAUUGAACAUGAUAUAAAGGGUGGUCUUUGCGGAGCAUAUCUUGAUGGUCUCUGGAGGAAGACUCAUAGCGUUGAAUUGAUCACUAAGGAAUUCCGCAGGAUCUUGGCCGAUCUUGCUGAACUAGAGCGAAACCCAACGGAAAAAGUGUUCAAUGCGCUGGUCAAAGCAUUGAUUGACGCCGGCCAAUUCGAGGAUGCCGAAGCGUUAGUUUGUGACAUGGAGGCAAAACACGCUGCCAAGCCUGGGUGCCGUACCCUUGGUCUUAUACUGUACGGAAAAGCCUUGCAAUGUGAUUGGGAUGGUGUUCUUGCAGGAAUGCGUGAGAUGCAUGAGCUUGGAUUUACUACAACGGAGAAGCGAACUUUUUGUCAGCUCUUCGAUCGGCUCUGGCUGGAGUUUUGGCCGUCUCACUCCGGUCCUGAAUGCUGGAGCUUUCUCGAGACCUGCAUUAUCGAAUUCGAUAUCUCACCUGAUAAAAUUCUUCACCGUCAUUGCCUCGAAGGAUUGAUCGAAAAAUGCGACCCGGAGAUCUUGACGAAAUUUAGCCUCAUGGGUGAAGAGCGUCGAUGGAAUUCUGGGAUGAACUACCAAUCAACAAUGAAUACUAUCAAAGCACGUCGUUUGGCUAUGCGAGAAAGUCCAGUAGGAGUUUGGAAAAUGCUCCAGUCGGCGAAGAAACAGCACGGAAUGGUCACCAUGACGCGACGUAUCAUGGGCAAGGGCGCUGAGUACUAUAACAUCGACAGGGACAAAAUUGCCCCGAUUACUCACCAAGCCUAUGAAGCAGAGCGUGAGAUUGGCACGACUCUUAACAGAUAUUCCUCCAAUCUCUAUGUCCCAAUAACAAAGCGAAUGGAGCAUUAUGUUCACACUGGCAAGUUCCUUGAGGCAAAAGAACUCUUCGACCAGGCUGUGCACAAUGGCUAUCUCAUCAAGUCGCAGCUCGUUCGGCUCGUCGUCAUCGCAAUGAUCCUCCACGAUGGCCUAGGGGGUCUUGUACCGGCCAAAGAGAUAAUCAAGAAGUAUUGGACAAAGGAAACCCACCAGAAAUCCUUCCGAGUUACUGAGCGCGUCCCCCGCUUUGCUCCGAUCUUCUUCCAGCAAUUAAUGCAACUGCACCAGAGCAAAGUGACAGAAAGCACGUUGCUCAAAAUCUGUCUCUUUGAGUUUUAUGAACUUUGCGCUGAAAAGGCAAGGUUCACAGUGAAGCACCACUCCUCAGUCUCGGUUGCUCGCCGAAUGAUCGCUCUCCGCCGCCCCCUUACCGCCGUGAACGUCCUGUCGGCUAUCUACAUGUCCAAAUGGCGAAAGUCCCACGGCUUUGACCAAAUCCAGCUUAAGAUGCUUAUACGUGCUCACACCUAUCUCAAAAAUGCUCGCGGCGUUUGGUGGUGUAUAAUGACCGUUCUCACUCGCGGAGACCAAAUCAAUCGCGACUUUGUUGUUGAAGUGGAACGCCUGACAACUUUAUGGGAAUCCACAUUUUCACCGCCUGUCAUGGAGACAUUGCGAGGGCUCAUCUCCGUGCUUCGACAGAAACACGACGGAAUCGAGUACUGGAAUAAUUUCGUCGCUGAUGCCAAGCGGAAGAAGCAGAAUCGGGCUCAGAUUACCACACCUCCUGUUAAUUGCCGGGAACCGCCCCUGUCAACAACGAUCGAAGAAGCUCUGGUCGGAUUCGAUGAGGAAGUAGAAUUUGACCGGCUCAUCAACCGAACACAGUUAACCAAAAAAUCCUUGAGAUAUUGGUGGGAUGAAGACGUAAUGGUGUACUGCACCACGAGGCAACCGGAGCACCCACAAUACCCUGUAAGCCCUGCAGAAGACAUGUCAAGCCCUGGAGAACCCAAGCCAAGUCGCGAUUUCUCCUCCAGCCACGGAGAUAUUGCGAGUGCUUAG
Molecule: messenger RNA, 2829 nt
Organism: Penicillium verhagenii
Lineage: Eukaryota; Fungi; Ascomycota; Eurotiomycetes; Eurotiales; Aspergillaceae
Product: pentatricopeptide repeat protein
Exons: 1
Coding region: 1-2829 (942 amino acids)
Molecular function (GO): protein binding
Source: RefSeq, a predicted model, not a curated record